AUGCAGAUCUUUGUGAAAACACUCACCGGCAAGACUAUCACCCUCGAGGUGGAGUCAAGCGACACCAUUGAUAAUGUCAAAGCUAAGAUUCAGGACAAGGAAGGCAUUCCUCCGGACCAGCAGAGGUUGAUCUUCGCCGGAAAACAGUUGGAGGAUGGCCGCACCCUCGCCGACUAUAACAUCCAGAAAGAGUCAACACUGCAUCUUGUUUUGAGGCUUCGUGGUGGUAUUAUUGAGCCAUCUUUGAUGGCAUUGGCCAGGAAAUACAAUCAGGAUAAGACAAUCUGCCGCAAGUGCUAUGCACGUCUGCACCCUCGUGCUGUCAACUGCAGGAAAAAGAAGUGUGGACACAGCAACCAGUUGAGGCCCAAGAAGAAGAUCAAGUAG
Messenger RNA from Lathyrus sativus (Indian pea), 387 nucleotides. Lineage: Eukaryota; Viridiplantae; Streptophyta; Magnoliopsida; Fabales; Fabaceae. The record is from the annotation of a GenBank genome assembly.